Homarus americanus (American lobster) is the source of this 2510-nucleotide messenger RNA. RefSeq names its product probable 18S rRNA (guanine-N(7))-methyltransferase. Gene Ontology annotation, cellular component: nucleolus. Gene Ontology annotation, biological process: rRNA (guanine-N7)-methylation. The transcript is spliced from 7 exons. NCBI's taxonomy places the organism in Eukaryota, Metazoa, Arthropoda, Malacostraca, Decapoda, Nephropidae. The record is from RefSeq and is a predicted model, not a curated record. The coding region runs from base 49 to 873 and encodes 274 amino acids. Gene Ontology annotation, molecular function: rRNA (guanine) methyltransferase activity.
GCACUGUUAAAAUAACUUGCACGUGUUAUUGUUUACAAUCUGAAGAACAUGUCGAAAAGGCCAGAGCUACAGGCCCCUCCUGAAGUGUAUUAUGGAGUUGAUGAAGCUCGCAAAUACACUCAAAAUACUCGAGUGAUUGAGGUCCAAGAAAAAUGUACGGAGCGUGCACUAGAGUUGUUGGCCCUCCCAGAUGACACUUGUGCCCUACUGCUGGAUAUAGGUUGUGGCUCAGGGCUCUCUGGUGAAACUAUAACCGAACAAGGGCACAUGUGGGUUGGCAUGGAUAUAUCUCCAGCUAUGUUAGGCACUGCCUUAGAAAGAGAAGUCGAUGGUGACAUAAUGCUGGCAGAUAUAGGUCAGGGAGUUCCCUUUCGUGCUGGAAUGUUUGAUGGAGCCAUCAGUAUUUCAGCCGUCCAGUGGUUGUGUUAUGCUGAUACAUCCAACCAUAAACCUGCUAAGAGGCUCUACAAGCUCUUCAUGACACUAUUUGCAAGCUUGUCUCGAGGAAGCCGAGCUGUGUUCCAGUUCUAUCCUGAGAAUGACUCUCAGGUGGAACUGAUCGUCUCACAAGCCAUGCGUGCAGGAUUUACUGGGGGUCUUGUGGUGGACUACCCAAACUCUUCAAAGGCUAAGAAGAUAUAUUUGGUGCUGAUGACUGGAGGAGGGGGUCCACUACCCAGUGGUCUACAAGGUGAUGGUGGCAAUAACAAUCAAGCUCUUUACCAGCGCAGGGAACGUAUGAAGCAGAUUCGCAGUGGUCGUCAACCAAAACGGGCAUGGAUCAUGCAAAAAAAAGAACGACGGAGAAAGCAGGGGAAGGAGGUGCGACUUGACUCAAAAUAUUCUGGUCGGAAAAGAAGUGACAAAUUCUAGUGUGCGUAUGUAAGUAGAUGUGUUAUACAGUAAGCCCUUGCUAUUUGCAGGGUUUAGGUUCCAAGGAAUGGCACAAAUUGGCAAAACUGUGAAUAGCAACUUAUACUACAUUAGUGCACUACUGUACAGUAUACCUAUACAGUGUACUGUAUUAGAAACUAAAGUCACCAACGCUACUCUCUUUUGUAUGUGGAUGUUUGGAGCUUGAUGAAGUGUACUGUACAGUAGAAUGAAGUAUGGUUACUGAAGCAUACGGAGAGCAUCAGGAUCACUGUUGGAAGAGGGUGAUGCAGUGGUGGCUGGUGGAGACUGGAGAGGCGGGUGGUGGAGCGGUGGCAACAGUUGACGAGUAGGUGAGGGAGAUGAAUCAGCUGGGCGAGCAGCUGGUUCUUUCUUGAAAACAUCGUGAUUGGGAGUUGUUUCCUCUUGGCUUUGAAGUCUCUAAACAUUUUACUCCACUAACAUCAUUAGCACUGACACUGGGCAGUCUCUUAGGGGACAUUUCACACAGAAACACUUAAAUUUUCAGUAUACAACACAAGAGAUGCUGUGUUGCAGGCAAUGGUUGAGUGCAAACUGUGAGGAGAUGCUGCGGGCGUGUGGGGGUGAGUCGUUGCACUGUGGGCAGGUUAGUAAGCUAGCCACCAUCUGCUUACCGCGAAGUCGAAAUCGCGAAUCGCAAACCCGGAAAAUAACAAGGGUUUACUGUACCUGUAUACUGAAUAUAUAUAUGUUUGAUACUCCUUAUUUACAGUAAACUGUCAUAUUUAUAAAUAAGAGUAAUGUUCAGAUAAUACUUUAUUACACUUAAGAUUAAAAGUAGAAGGGAAUUGGUAUGUAAGAGUGAAGGGAAUUGGUGAACAUUAUUGUUCAGAAGCUGCCAUGCUGUUAUAGUCACACAUUACUUUGACUUGAUGGAGACUCUUUGGCAGUCAUACUAUAAAAACUGCAAAAUUAAUUCCACUUCUCGGCAUUAUUUUUAGAUAAGCUUGUUCUCCCUGUAUAGUAAGCAAGAGUUAUAGAUAAGAUUUUUUCUUCUUGUAAGUUGAUUAAAUUAAUAUUGAUUAAAAAAAAAUUGUAAAACACAGGAGUCCAUAUUUGAGGGGAAUAUUUAAGUUAAUUCAGUAUCCAUAAUAUUUAUUAAAAAUUCAGCUGCAGGACAAUGAUAUUUACAAUAUUAAAGAGACUGUAGUUCAUAUUGUUUUACCUUAAUAAUGAAACUGCUGUAUCAUGGAAACCUUACACACAGGUAAGACAUUCAGUAUAAUUAGUUUUUUGUGCACAGAUAUCUUACCAGUUCCAUGACAAACAAACACGGAAAUACAAUUGUUCUGUCAUAGAUUAAAAUAAACAAAAUUAUCGAGGGGUUACCUGCAACUAUUCUCUGGAAUACUUUGAGACAAGCCUCAAGGAUAAUGAUAGGAAAAAAUUGUUGUCUAUUUCUAUAUACAGUACAGUACAGUAUAUACUAACUAUAUAAAGUGUCGCUCCCUAAAUACUACAAAUGUUAUGUUUUGGAUUGAUUUUUGUGUUUAAAUUUCAUGAAAUACUGUAUUAUGAACUCAAUUAUUCUGUGUUAAUGUUGAAGACUACUUGAAACUAGAUUUCAGAUAAUAAAUUUAACCUGUGAAUAUAUA